Molecule: messenger RNA, 517 nt
Organism: Cariama cristata (Red-legged seriema)
Lineage: Eukaryota; Metazoa; Chordata; Aves; Cariamiformes; Cariamidae
Gene: STMP1
Product: chromosome unknown open reading frame, human C7orf73
Exons: 2
Source: RefSeq, a predicted model, not a curated record
CUUGGUUUUACUCUUGGCAAUGUGGUUGGGAUGUAUCUCGCUCAGAACUAUGAUAUACCUAACAUUGCAAAGAAGCUUGAAGAUUUUAAGAAGGAUGUGGAAGCUAAGAAGAAACCUCCCAGUGACAAGUCCUAAGAGAGCAGUGUUACCCAGAUCACCUCUGUCCGUGCAUCAAGGAUGCAAUUUACCCUUCAGGCAACAAAGAUCAAGUAGAGGGUUGGCAUGGGAGGUUCCUUCACUUUUAGUCUCCUAGAACGGAAUGUACCUCUUUUGAAAGAGCAGCCGUGAACUUUUCCUGGGCCUGAUUUUGAAGGGUUUCAGAAUUUGGAUUGGCAGCUGAUAUGUGACUGGAUAAGAUCAUUUGUAUUUUUCGUUAGUGCUUUUCCUAAUAUUUUGUAACCCAUUUUUACCUGAUCCAACUGGAGUCCUGUUAGUCCUGUUACUAUGCGUACCUUACACUUUGUAAUACCCUAGUUCUUAGAACAUUGCAAAAGAAAUUAAAUGCAUCAAGAAGUAA